Molecule: messenger RNA, 1463 nt
Organism: Physella acuta
Lineage: Eukaryota; Metazoa; Mollusca; Gastropoda; Physidae
Product: acidic mammalian chitinase
Biological process (GO): carbohydrate metabolic process; chitin catabolic process
Cellular component (GO): extracellular region
Molecular function (GO): chitinase activity; chitin binding
Source: RefSeq, a predicted model, not a curated record
GUACGAGCGAGCCAUAGAUCUGAAGCAGAGAAACCCCACCUUGAAAGUCCUGCUUGCAGUUGGCGGGUACAACAUGGCGUCCGAGCCUUUCACCAGCUUCGUCGGUGACCCGGCCUUGAGGGCAAAGUUCGUGGACAACUCCAUCACCUUUCUGCGCAGCCGCAAGUUCGACGGCCUUGACAUGGACUGGGAGUAUCCGGGUCAAAGAGGAAGUCCUCCGGCCGACAAGAACAACUUGUUGUUCCUCAUGCAGGAAUUAUGGCUGGCAUAUCGCGACGAGGCCCUGAGAACCGGUCAGCCACGUCUGCUGUUGACCGGGGCACUUCCGGCCGGCAAGGAAAACAUCGAUGCCGGCUACAACAUUCCUGAGCUAGUGCCGUACAUUGACUUCAUCAACGUCAUGACUUAUGACUUCCACGGCAGCUGGGAGAACCACACGGGCAUCAACAGCCCGCUGUUCGCUCACCCCACGGAUCUAGACGAGGACGCCUACCUGAACAUGCACUGGGUGAGCCAGUACUACGUGUCACUGGGAGCCCCCAGACACAAGCUCAACAUCGGUGUGGGCCUGUAUGGACGGUCAUUCCGGCUGGUGGACCCGGCGGUCAGCGGCAUCAGGGCGCCAAUCGUUGAGGGCGGGGAGGCGGGGCUGUACACGAGGGAGAGCGGCUUCUUGUCGUACUAUGAGAUCUGUGACAUGAUAAACAAAGGUGCCCAGGUGUACGACGUGCCGUCCCAGAGAAACAAAUACCUGGUGAAGGGCGACUUCUGGGUGGGGUAUGAUGACGUGCCGAGUAUCACAGAGAAAGCUUGCUACAUCAAACAACAAGGUUUUGGUGGCAUCAUGUUCUGGGCCGUUGACCUGGAUGAUUUUUCUGGCGACUCAUGUGGUCAAGGAACGUAUCCCUUGAUGCGAACCGCCCUGGCCGAGCUUGCCAACCCGUCUUUAGCCAGCUGUCCGGCAGUACCAGGAAUUUCACUGACCACAAGCCAACCAACCACUACUACUCUCCGACCAACCACUACUACUCUCCGACCAACCACUACUACCAUCCCACCAACGACGACAACCCCGCCAACCACUCCAUCAACAACCCCAAGUACCACCCCACAAGAGAGCGGAGAGUUCACCUGUGUAGGAAAACCCAACGACUCCUACGCCAACCCAGUGGCCUGUGACAGUUUCUACAUUUGUGUUGACCAGGUUACCUACCAAGCCUACUGCGCCAUGGGGCUGAUCUACAACGCCCAGAUCAAAGCCUGCGAUGACCCAGCCCACACCACCUGUCCGCUUGGACAUUAAGCCACCACAACACCAUUACAGUCACCACUACACCAUUACACCAUUAACCUUCUCCACCUCCACCAGUAAACCAUUCAUCUCUACAUUUAAUAUAAUGUUAUAUAACAAUAAACGAUUCGUCUGUAUAAUCCAAUCACCCACACACCAAUUUCUUUAUACC